AUGAUUGCAAGAUUAAAAGAAGUUAGUAAAAAACCAGAAACUUUUAAAUACACUGCAGCUUUAUCGCUGAUAAUAUUUUUAUUUUUGUAAUUUAAUUGGACGACAAUAGUCACAUUAACGCUUAUUUUAGCUUCUUUAGUUCAGCUUCUACGCAUUUAAUACUUUAAAUUGUAAGAAAGAGGUUUUAUAAGUCUUCUUCCACGCACACUUUAAGUUCAUUUACUUGACAGAUCUAUUUUCGAUUUGUUAUGUGAUAUUUGGUACAUCCCCAAAAUAUCUCUUUACAUUAAGGCUUUCUUAAAGCCGUUUGUUUAAAACAUCUCUCCUGAAGAAGCAGCUUGUGCUUUGUAGGAAUUACCAGAUUCUGCAAAGAGAGCUAUCAUGACUAAAGGAUUAAUUAAUUUUUUACCUAAUUUUAUGCAAUCUGCUAUUAUGCCUUAACAAAAUUAAGAGGUCGAAAGCAAUAACAUGGAUAAUACAAAUUUACCAUAUCUCAAAUAAAGAUACAUCGAUGAAGAUAAUGAAGACCAAGAUAGCCUAGGCUCGACUAACACAACUAAAUCCACCAAAUUUUAAGCAGAGGACGAUUUAUACUAUAACAUCCAUCGUAAUCUAGAUAACAACAUAUUUAUUGCUCCUCAUGCUCCUAAACAUCCAUUGAGUGCUUUAAUUUAAGGUAAUGACUACUAAGAUAAAGUUUACUAAAAUGACUAUUAAUAUAAAACAAACAAUAAUAACAACAACAAUACUCAAUACUCAAACAAGUAGUAAAGAAAUGCUUCUCUUAAAGAAAUCACUAUUGAUGAAAAGCGUGAUUCAAGUUUAGAAAGAAGAUAGCCAAUAAGAUCCUUAAAUAAGAACGCUUAACACGAAUUUUCUUUUAACAAUAAUCUUUUUAAGCUAUCAUAAAAUGAACCUAACACAUUUAUUAAAUCUUAAGAUAAUAAAGCUUAAAAAAACGUAAGAUGGUCAAACCACUCUUUGCAUCAAUCCACAAGUUCUGAAGAUGAGCAUUUGCUCAAUUCAAGCUCCUAGAAUUUCUAUGAUAUCUUCCACAAUCGCGGAGCUUUGAGUGACGAAGAGUUACCGAAAACUAAAUUGAUAGCCUCUAGCUCUGCUUAAAUAAUAAGCUCUUCAGAAGAUAUAUCUAAAUCGCCCUCCAGCAGCUAAAAAUUAAAACCUAAAAUUGCUGAUAAAUGGGAUAAGCUUGAGCUCUUUAGAAAUAAAAUUAAAGAAAACUAUUAAAAAUUCAUACAAAUAAAACAUAAUCCAGAGCAAGGAGCCAACAUUACAAAUAAACCGAACUUAAUCAGCUCUGCAAGAUCUAUUUUAAACCUCUUCCAUAACAUUAUGGAACUAAAAAAGAUGGGUAAUCUAUCAAAUAUAGAUAAUAAAAAACUCCUAAAAAUAUUUAUUGCUUCCAGCAUCUUUAUGGGUGCUUAAGUGAUGACCUCAAGAAGAGCAAGAAGAUGGAUGAUCAAUUCCUCCUUGAUGCUUUUGUACAUUUUUAGUUUCUUACUAACAACUGGUACACUUGGAAUUAUUGCAGUAAAAUAUCAUCAUGAAUAAUAACAAAAGUAAAUCUUGAAUAAGAAAGUAGUAAUUUCAAAAUAAAACUAAAAUAAAGAUGAAAAAUCAAACAGUAAUUGA
Molecule: messenger RNA, 1650 nt
Organism: Tetrahymena thermophila SB210
Lineage: Eukaryota; Ciliophora; Oligohymenophorea; Hymenostomatida; Tetrahymenidae
Product: transmembrane protein, putative
Exons: 2
Source: RefSeq, a predicted model, not a curated record